This is a messenger RNA of Ceratosolen solmsi marchali, 333 nucleotides long. Its product is annotated as toll-like receptor 2. The transcript has 4 exons. Bases 1 to 333 code for a protein of 110 amino acids. The record is from RefSeq and is a predicted model, not a curated record. Lineage: Eukaryota; Metazoa; Arthropoda; Insecta; Hymenoptera; Agaonidae. Gene Ontology annotation, molecular function: protein binding.
AUGAGGUACAAGCACAUCGGGACGAUCGGCGCGAUCUUGAUCGGCAUCUUCGUCCUCCUCGCCGCACUCAUGUACUACUUUAAUCAAGUUGGAAAACAACAAAAUUUAAAUUGGCUAAUUUUAUCUAACAAUAAAAUACAAGAAAUUUCAAAAGGCCAUCUCGUUGGUUUGACAUCUUUGGAAACUCUUUCAGCAGACAAUAAUAGGAUACAUACAUUGAACUUACAGGAUCUUGAAAAUAGCACUACUUUAGAAUUAUUAGAUUUGGGAAGGAAUCAUCUAACCUCUUUAAAUAUUUGCUUGCCAUAUUUACCCGGAUUACGAGAAUUGUAA